AUGAGCAGCGAGCUUUACCAGCAACUAACCGCUCCGAAUGGGGUUACCUACAACCAACCGUUGGGUCUCUUCAUCAACAAUGAAUGGCGGCGAUCAAGAGCAGAGGAAUUCAUAUCUGUUGUGAGUCCGAUUGACGAAAAUGAGAUUGCCAAAGUCCAUGCUGGCGGCGAGGAAGACACCGACGAUGCUGUCAAAGCUGCACGGGCAGCGCUCAAGGGUCCUUGGUCGCAUCUGUCUGGAACCGAGCGAGGCGAAAUGAUGCGCAAGCUCGCUGAUCUUGUUGAUGCUGCCACAAACGAACUUGCUACUAUUGAUACCUGGAAUAACGGCAAACGGUUUUCGUCUGCACAAGGAGAUGUUGGUGGGCUGACAGGCGUGCUUCGAUAUUACGCUGGUUUCGCUGAUAAACAGUACGGACAAGUGAUAAGUACAACUGAGAAGAAGUUUGCCUAUACCACUGUUGGUCCGAUAGGCGUUUGUGGGCAGAUCAUUCCUUGGAAUUAUCCUUUGGGAAUGGCUGGCUGGAAGAUCGCCCCAGCCCUUGCCGCCGGCAACUGUGUGGUACUCAAGCCAGCCGAGCAGACACCUCUGUCCAUCCUAUUCUUUGCAGACAUCGUUAAGAAAGCAGGAUUUCCGCCUGGCGUGAUCAACAUCGUUAACGGGUUUGGAAAGAAGGCUGGUGUAGCUUUAGCCGCUCACAUGGAUCUUGACAAGAUUGCCUUCACUGGAUCCACAGCUACUGGACGCGAGGUAACAAGACUUGCAGCGAACAAUCUGAAAGAGAUUACUAUUGAGUCGGGAGGAAAGUCUCCUCUGCUCGUUUUUGAGGAUGCAGAUUUGGAUCAAGCUAUUAAGUGGAGUCACUAUGGCAUCAUGGCCAACCAAGGUCAGAUCUGUACUGCAACAAGUCGCAUCUUAGUACAUGAAAAGGUGUACCCGCAAUUCAUUGAACUCUUCAAGGAGAGAGUCAAAUCUUGUAAGAUCGGCAACCCCUUUGACAUCGAUACUUUCCAGGGGCCGCAGGUCUCAAAGGCACAAUAUGAAAGAGUGCUAUCGUUCAUCGAGAGCGGUAAAGCUGAAGGGGCUACUGUUGCUCUUGGUGGCCAACCAACUGCAGUCAACGGCAAGGGCUUCUACAUCGAGCCGACUAUCUUCAUCAAUGCUUCGGAUGACAUGAAGAUAGACCGUGAGGAGAUCUUCGGUCCUGUAGCUGUCAUCAGCCCAUUCCAAACGGAAGAUGAAGCGGUGCGUCGGGCUAACGACACGAUUUAUGGCCUUGGUGCGGCCAUCUUCACGCAAGAUAUCACUCGAGCACAUCUCAUCGCGAAUAAGAUUGACGCAGGAAUGGUGUGGAUCAACAGCAGCAAUGACUCUGACUUCCGCAUACCUUUUGGAGGAGUCAAGCAGUCUGGUAUCGGUCGUGAGUUGGGAGAGGAAGGAAUCCGUGCUUACACGAGCAGGCGGUCAGUUCAUGUGAAUGUAGGAAACGUGUUAUAG
Fusarium fujikuroi IMI 58289 is the source of this 1497-nucleotide messenger RNA. RefSeq names its product probable aldehyde dehydrogenase. Gene Ontology annotation, molecular function: oxidoreductase activity, acting on the aldehyde or oxo group of donors, NAD or NADP as acceptor. Lineage: Eukaryota; Fungi; Ascomycota; Sordariomycetes; Hypocreales; Nectriaceae. The record is from RefSeq and is a predicted model, not a curated record. The transcript has 4 exons. Bases 1 to 1497 code for a protein of 498 amino acids.